Exaiptasia diaphana is the source of this 846-nucleotide messenger RNA. RefSeq names its product NAD(P)H azoreductase. The record is from RefSeq and is a predicted model, not a curated record. NCBI's taxonomy places the organism in Eukaryota, Metazoa, Cnidaria, Anthozoa, Actiniaria, Aiptasiidae.
AAAUCAAGUAUGGCAUCUAAACCGGUUGUCAUGGUAAUUGGUGCAACUGGUACGAUUGGCUUCGCGACCAUUAGUUCCUUAGUGUCCGAGCACAGUAGUGCUUUCGAUAUACAGGCAGGCGUUCGUGAUCCAAAGAAAGCUGAAGACAAGUUUAAAGAUCUAAAAGGAGCUGUCAAAAUUGUCCAGGCCACAAUGGGUGACAAAGAUUUGCCGAAGGUCUUUCAAGGUGUCAGUCGGUUAUUCAUCGUAACACCUCCGACUAAAGACCGAGCAGAACUUACCAUAGCAACGAUAACGUCCGCCAAACUAGCAGGGGUGCAAAGCAUUGUGGUCGUCAGUGCUUGUGCAAUGCCCGUGGAUCCUAACAAACCAUACACGCCGGUAGCAGCCAUUGAUGCUGGAAAAGCAGUGGCAUUAAUCCUCAUUAACCCAGCACAGCAUGCCGGGAAGACAUAUAAUAUAGUUAGUAACCGACACACGAUGAACGAAGCAUGCCAGGAAUUUUCACGACAACUUGGCAAGGUUGUAAAGUUUGUACAAAUAUCGUAUGAAAAAGCGAAGGAGAACUUCCUAAUGGCUGGCGUACCAGACUGGCAAGUUGAUGGUAUGAUACAUAGCUUCAGGAUGAUGGACGAAGGAUCCCCGGCGAGCAAUCUCCAGGACAUUGAAGACUUCCACAGAAUAACAAACAUGGCACCGACAUCUCUUGCUGAUUGGAUUGCUACCAAUAGAUUUGCUUUUCAAUAAAGCCAACGGUGUGCACACCUCUUUGAUAAACCAGUAAUCACGUGACAUAUACCUCUUAACACAUUUGUUUUCUCGUGAGCUUCUUAUUCUCCCGGGGGG